Messenger RNA from Oreochromis aureus, 4161 nucleotides. It is a transcript of the gene hdac9b, whose product is annotated as histone deacetylase 9b. Gene Ontology annotation, cellular component: histone deacetylase complex. The transcript has 11 exons. Bases 561 to 2432 code for a protein of 623 amino acids. The record is from RefSeq and is a predicted model, not a curated record. Gene Ontology annotation, biological process: chromatin organization. NCBI's taxonomy places the organism in Eukaryota, Metazoa, Chordata, Actinopteri, Cichliformes, Cichlidae. Gene Ontology annotation, molecular function: histone deacetylase activity.
CAAUCCCUGCGCCUCGCCUGACCUAUUUUUAGCCAGGGCUGGCCAUUGUUCUAUUUCUGUCACCUGUGGGCCACGCAGUUGUUGAUUCACAUGCAAAUGAAGCUUGCUCCCUCCCCGGCUUGCAUUACUGCCUCUGCGAGGUGCUCAGUACACACUACACGGCUUUCCUAGCAACUCAGCUUUACAUUUUUUCUCAGUCUCUGAUCAGUCAGUUUGCUGAAGAGAGAGGAAGAAGAAAAAUCACACAGAGAGACACAGAGAGAGAGAGAGAGAGAGAGAGAGAGAGAGGCAAAUAGGAAAAGAAGCUGGAUUCUUCUCCAAACACAGUGUUAGUGUUUGGAACAGACUAAAGCAGGGCACCCGGGAGAGUACCAGCCCUGCAGAGAGAGUGUAUGCUGCUUGUGUUAUUGCGCUUCAGUGAGAGUAGUUUCUCAGAGGAGGAGACAGAGGAAGGGAGAGAGUUGCCUGUUGUCGUGGUCUCUCCCCUGGAGUGGCUGAGGGUUGGCUCUUGGUGUCAGGAAACACAAGGCUUGCAAUGAGACUUGAGUGCUGAGUGGAGUAUGCUGCAGACGAUUUACGAGGGCGAGUCAAGUUUCUCCACAACAGAAGGGCGCGUUGGACACCAGCAGUUCCCCAACCCGAGCAAGAUGCACAACGUGAACAACUCAGUGGAUAUUAAACCAGACGUGCCAUUGGCUGUGGAGCCCUUGUCUCCUUUGGACCUCCGCACAGAUCUGAGGAUGCUGGGGCCAGGCUCGGACCCAGGGCUGUGGGAGAGGCAGCUGCAGCAGGAGCUGCUCCUCAUUCAGAAACAGCAGCAAAUCCAGAAGCAGCUGCUAAUCAGCGAGUUCCAGAAGCAGCAUGAAAAGUUGACCCGUCAGCACCAGGCUCAGCUCCAGGAGCACCUCAAGCUUCAGCAGGAGCUCCAGGCCAUGAAACAACAGCAGGAACUUGCAGAGAAGGAGCGCCGUUUGGAGCAGCAGCAGCAGCAGCAAAGCCAGCAGGAGAAGGAGCAGGAGAAGCAUCGACGAGAACACCACAUUUCCAGCCUGAGCCUCAGGGGCAAGGAACGCUCCAGAGAGAGUCUCACAGGUGCAGUGGCUAGUACGGAAGUGAAGCAGAAACUCCAAGAGUUUCUGUUGAGCAAAUCAGCUAAAGACUCUGCUAGCAAUGGAGCUAAUCAUUCUUUCAUUCAGCACCCAAAACUCUGGUAUACGUCCUCUCACCACACAUCACUGGACCAAAGCUCUCCACCUCUGGGCGGCACAUCACCCACUUGCCAGUAUACUCUGCCAUCGCCCGUAGAGAGCAAGGACGACUUCCCCUUGAGGAAGACAGCCUCCGAGCCCAACCUAAAGGUACGAUCCAGACUGAAGCAGAAGGUGGCGGAGAGGAGAAGCAGUCCCAUGCUAAAGAGGAGAGAUGGAAACAUCAUGACUCCAUACAAAAAGAGGGCUUUGGAGCUAAUGGAUUCUACGCCCACUAACAGUGCCCCUGGCUCUGGCCCCAGCUCUCCCAUAGGGGCUUCAAGUGCCUUGGGGGCUGAAAAUGGACCCUCCUCUCUGCCUACUACCACAAAAACGGAGAGAUGGCCUUCCCAGCCAAGACUGUUCCGACCAGAGGGCUCUGUCCCCAUGCUGAGCUUAUACACAUCUCCCUCUUUACCCAACAUCUCCUUGGGGCUUUCUACUGCAUCCUCGCCAAUUAGUGCUGCUAUGGGGUUGAAAGACAGAUCAACAGAAAUCAAGCACGGGCUGCCCGGGCACCUGCUGGGCCCUGUGCCCCUUCAGACAGGCCUGGAGUCUAAGGUGAGCCCCAGUCACCAGGCUCUCCUCCAACACCUCCUCCAGAAGGAGCAAAUGAGGCAGCAGAAGAUACUCUCCUCUGGCCAAGGCUCCAUGUCAUCGCACUCUCAGUCCCCCCUGGCCAUGAAGGAUCGUCCCUCCAGCACUCGGCCAAAACUACCAAAACACCGGCCCUUGAACAGAACCCAGUCGGCACCGCUGCCUCAGAACACACUGGCUCAACUUGUCAUCCAGCAGCAACACCAGCACUUCCUGGAGAAACAGAAACAAUACCAGCAGCAGGUCCAUAUAAAUAAGCUGUUGUCCAAGUCCAUUGAGCAGUUACGUCAGCCCAGCGCACACCUGCAGGAAUCGGAGGAAGAGCAGGAGGAGCAGCACAGAGAGGAAGUAGAGAGCAUGCAGGAGGACAGGCUGCCCCCUGGAGGUGUUAUCCGGAAGCACACGCUCAGCAGUAGCAGCAGUGGCUCGAGCAGCGAGCUCCCAGACACUCACUGCGGGGUCAUCAAGGUCAAAGAGGAGCCAGCUGAUAGUGAGGAUGAGGCUCUGACCAAUCAGAGCUUAGAGUCAGAGCAGAGCACCUAUCUCCACCAGGUCAAAGGGAGACUGGUGAUAAGAGCCAUGAUCUGAGAGGGGAAGAGGAUGAGAUCACACACUUGCAACAUUCGCAAAUAAAGAAGUCUUUAAAAAGACGCACAUCUGCAGACAACACAUGCACACAUACAUACGCACACACACACACACGCACGUGCACACAGCAGCUAUUGCACAGUAGGCCAGCUCUCCCUGUCAUGACAUAUGACCCCUUUUCACUCAGCUGCAGCCUCACUCGUCCUACACUCUUAAAACUCUCCAUUUGUGAUUUUUUGUGCAGUGAUCUCUGUAAAAUAUGUACGUUUCACUUGUGUAAAUAUGAAAAAAAAAAAAUUUAGACCGUUGUUUUUAAGAGCUGCUUUGGUCUUUUCGAGUCUGCUCGGCCGGCAAAACGUUGUGUGUACAUAUCCUGUGGAUUCGGCAUCAAAAAUGAUUUCUAGAGGGAAGUUUGAGCAGGUGUACAGCUUUAAAGAGCCACCUUUUGUUCCCAUUGUGUAUUUUUUUGUUGAUUUUUUUUGUUGUUUUUUGGAUAAAAUAUUUGAAUUCUCUGCUAUCCACUCCAUCAUCGUGUAAGUCAGUAAGUCCUCACAGUGCAUACCGCAUUGUUCUCGAAAAUCUGUGAUGAUGUUCCAUGUUAAAUGGUCUCAGACCUGAAAUAAUAAACAUCUGUCUUAGAAAGAAUGUACACUUAAAUCCUAAGGAGGACGCUCCCUUGGGUUGGCUUUUGUGCUGGGAGUGAUAUUGCCACUGCUCACAUUGCAAUUUGAAGGAUAAAGCACUGUAUCCCUUAUUGGGUGUGCAGACACAUCCCGAGUCUCCAUGUCUCUUACUCUCUUAGCAGUCCCAGAGCCGGGGUUCUGUGUUAAGCUGAGCUCUCCUCCCUCCGUCUCUCCUCUGGGUCCAAAUCAAAGCUCGGCCCAGUUCCUGCCCAGCUUUCAGCAGAGGAGUCAGACAGAGAGAACGAGAGAGAGAGAGCGAGAGAGAGGGCUGGGCAGGAAAUGCCUUCUAGAAGCCAGGAGUUGGAGUGAUUCAUGUGUGCAGGAAUGUUGAGAGAGGAGGACCUAGGGUUGGAGGAGUCCAAGGGGCCAGGCUUAAGAAUUGAUUUACUGUCAAAGCGAAUUACAAAGUGAGUGGGGAUAUGGUUAAGGGAGUCCUUUUUAAAGGGAAUCGCUUCCUCUGUAUUCCCCUGUGGCAUGCUUACCUCAACAUGCAGGUUUGAUGUUACUUCAAUAAAAAAAAAAAAAAAAUCUAAUUAAAAAAAACAAAAUAAAAAAACUGGACGGGACCUCGCUUCUCCGUUAUUUUUUGUGAACCCGUUUUCCCCCGAAGUGCCCAUUGCGACAUGUAUAGUCUGUCUUAAGGUGAUCAAUCAGUUGUAUUGCAUAGCCGUGAACCUUCCUGUUUCAUUUAUACUGUCGGCUAAAUGUAAAAAAAAAACAAAAAAAAAACGAAUAAAAACUAAAAGAGGUAGUGUAAGGUUCUGUGUUUGGAUUCAUGUGAAAUCAAAACUGUCUGUCUUAUACUGUACAUUCAGAUUGUCCAGUUUUAAUGUUUUUAGUGUAAGUAAACACAAUCAGAACAAUGUGAGUCUUGUUCUCUUGCUCCUUUGAUUUGGUUGUAAUGAGAACUCCUUUGCUGCCAGUGGGUGUGGAGGUGGGGAGGUGCGGGGGUCCUGUGGUCUGUUCAUAGCAGUUUGCAUUUCUUCUCUUUGUUGCCUUGCGUGAUAAACCUUUCUUUCUUUUUUUUUAAAAUAAAGUUAAUUUAC